AUGCAAGGCUCUCAGGGUCCACUUCCUUGUCUUGCAAGCUGCAGCCUGACUGCCAUGUCGUCCACCAUGCUUGAGUCCGAAGCCAGCUUCACCGAUAGAGCGCUGGCAGUGGGCAUGGAGGCAGCAUUUGUGAACAGUCUUGUUGGUGCCGGUAUCAACAGUUUUGGUCGCCUUGCUUACAUUUGCGCAGUCAACCCCCAAAGUGGCGACGAUGCCCCAUUAAUCGAAGCUGUGGAGAAACUCUUGAAGCGUGCCUUGGCUGCUCGCGAGAUCCCAGAUCUUCGUCGCCUGUGGUUUGAAGCUCACACUUUCGCAAUUUCGGACUUGAAGUCCCGAGUUGAAAGAUCCACUUUGGACCCUCCACGGGAACUUCCGCUGGCCGAGAGAAUUUCUCGUCUGGAGGCGCAAAAGCGUCGCUUGCCCAGUCUCGUCUUUACAGAGCGAGUUGAACCUUCUCACGGUCUAGUCGACAAGCUGCAAUCUAUGAUCGACAGUGGCACCAUCACUUACUUGCCCCCACAUAAGUGCCCAUCCCGAGCCCAGGAAAUCUGUAAUGACAAGCCGAUGCAGCAGGUGACCCUUGAUUCUGAGGGCGCUUUGAAGAUCUCCAAACGCCACGCCGAUCUGGAGUGUGAGACUCGGGGCGAACUCAAGCUUCGUGAAGCCUUUACCAGGCGUGCUCUUGCGUACGACCAGGUGGGUCUCAUGUCGUUCAUUGCCCAGGAAAAGUGGCAUACGUACUUGUUUGAUGCCGUCACCCGCGAGCCUCCACCCAACCACCGCUAUGUCAGCAUCGGCCAAGCCCUGAACGCCGAUCGCGAGCUUUGGCAGCUCAUUGCCCAAGAGAGCCGCGGUGACAUCAAGAUCAUCAAAGGCACUGAUCCCCCUUUGGAUGCCUUCAUUAAGCGCUUUCAGCACUCUCCGCAGGUGAAUGUCUGUUUGGCCCCCCUUCCUGCCUUCUCCCCUUACAAGGGAGAGCGUCCAGAUGGUGGCAAGGGCCCUGGUAAAAAGGGCGACCGCGCCGGCAAAGGCAAGGGUUCUCAGGGCAAAGAAGGCAAGGGCACGCCUUUGAAGCGCAAAGGCGAGACCUUGCAGCAGGAUCCCCGUCGUGCAGAAAUCCUCAAGCUUUUGCGUGAGAUCCCUCCCAACUGCGUUUCUCGCUUGCCCAAGACUCGGCAGUUCAUUUGUGCCCUCUUCCAGCAUGGCAAAUGCCCACAUCAGUCCAAGGAGCGUUGUGAGCGUGGUCUGCACUGCUGUUGGCAUAAGGACUGCUUCAAGAAAGGCGUGCCCUUCUGUGAAUGCAGUCACUCGUGA
This is a messenger RNA of Symbiodinium natans, 1314 nucleotides long. NCBI's taxonomy places the organism in Eukaryota, Dinophyceae, Suessiales, Symbiodiniaceae. The record is from the annotation of a GenBank genome assembly.